UUUGACACACUCACUAUCACUGAGAGGGGAAAUGGCCCAGCAAGGAGAUCUACAGUAUGUGUUGCCGGACCUGAGAAUGUGGGAUGUGAUUUCUGCACUGGGAGAAAACGGAAAGCUCUCAAAUCCUGUCUGCAGUGUCAGUUGUCCUACUAUCAGGAGCACAUCCAGCCUCACUACGAAGGGCCGUUAAAGAAACACAGGCUGGUGGAAGCUUCAAAGCUCCAUGAAAACAUCUGUAGCCGACACAAUCAGGUGAAGAACAUUUUCUGCUGCACUGAUAAGCAAUGUAUCUGUUUGAUCUGCUUUACGACUGAACACAAAGACCACAACAUAGUCCCUGUCUCAGAAGAAGCAACUAAGAAGGAGGAAGAGCUCAAAAAAACCCGACAAGUAAUCCAGCAGAGAAUCCAGAGGCAAGAGAAAGAUGUGAAUGCUCUUCGGCAGACGGUGGACGCCGUCAAUCGCUCAGCUGAUAAAGCAGUGGAGGAGAGUGAGGAGAUGUCUAAUGAGCUGAUUAAACUCAUCAAGAAAAUGAGCUCUGCUGUGAAGGAUGAGAUCAGAUUGCAGCAGAAAAUUGAAGUGAGUCGGGCAAAAGAGCUUCAGGACAAGCUGCAGCAUGAGAUCACUGUUCUGAAGACGAACAAAGCGGAUUUGGAGAAGCUGUCGCCCCAUGGGGAUCCAAUCCAGUUUCUGCACAAGUAUCCCUCGCUGACGCCGCUCCCGAAAUCUACCACCUUGCCAAGCCUUAACGGGGGCCCGCUGCAAUACUUUGAGGAAGUGACUGCUUCUGUUUCGGAGGCCGGAGAAACCCUACGGGCCAGCUGCAGCAAGGAAUGGAACAAGAUCUCAAGGAGUGUGACCGAGGUGAAUGUUUUACCACUACCACAACUCACGACGAGAGCGGAACUCUUACAAUACGCGGCCAAAUGUUUCAAACUGGAUCAAAACACGGCGAGCAUGAAGAUGUUGUUAUCGGAAGGGAACAGAAAAGCAACGGGUACGAAAGUUCAACAGCCGUAUGCUGCUCACGCAGACAGAUUCAUGAGCAGGUCUCAGGCUCUGUGUAAAACGAGCCUGACAGAGCGUCAUUACUGGGAAGUGGAGUGGAGUGGCUUAGGGGUUUCAGUAGCAGUUGCAUACAGGGAUAUCGCCAGAGCAGGAAAGAAAAGUGUAUUUGGUGACAAUGACAUGUCUUGGGCUUUGGAGGUUUUGGACCAAGGUAGUAUUAUAACUUAUAACUUCAAGCACAAGCGCAUCAGCAAGAAAAAGUCAAUUCCAAAGCCCAGGUCCUCCAGAGUAGGGGUGCUCCUGGACCACAAGGAAGGGAUUCUGUACUUUUACAGAAUCUCUGAAACACUCUCCUUCACUCUCCUUUACAAAGUACAGACAGAAUUCAAACAGCCACUCCAUGCUGGACUUGGUGUUUAUUUUAAGGGAUCAACAGCUAAGUUUUGUGAAAUCAGGCAAGGAUUUAGCAGUCCCCCCCCCCCUUAGAAACAAUAAUAAUAGAGAUCAGCAUAGAGAGAGAGUGUUUACAAAUGAGAUACAAGGUUGUGACAGCUGCUUUAGAAAUAUAUACAUAUAUUGAACCAUGUGUGGUGUCCUGUGAGCUCUGUACUGUAUCUUCACUGUUGCUGUAACGCUUUAUGUUUUGUGUGGGAUUUGGGCCUUAAUUAAGCAGGGUGAAAUGUCAGGGUGAAUUUAUUUGAUAGUUGUGUUUGUUUGUUUUUUGGCACAUUCAGACAAAGGAACAUUAAGUUUUGUUCAUUAAUCUGAUUCAGAAAUACUGUAAAAAUGGGACCUCUUGUGUGUAAUAUAUGUAAUGUGUAAUAUGAUGCUGCUGUUUGCUAAUUGGAUAUGUUAAGUAAAAUGAUUGGAGUAAAGUAUUUUCUUUGUUUUCAUACCUGUUUGACACCAAUAUGCAUACACCGAAGUUAACAUUAACUUAUUUGGGUUGGU
Molecule: messenger RNA, 1959 nt
Organism: Pungitius pungitius (ninespine stickleback)
Lineage: Eukaryota; Metazoa; Chordata; Actinopteri; Perciformes; Gasterosteidae
Product: E3 ubiquitin-protein ligase TRIM16-like
Exons: 1
Molecular function (GO): zinc ion binding; protein binding
Source: RefSeq, a predicted model, not a curated record